This is a messenger RNA of Puccinia graminis f. sp. tritici CRL 75-36-700-3, 949 nucleotides long. RefSeq lists its product as uncharacterized. The transcript has a single exon. The record is from RefSeq and is a predicted model, not a curated record. NCBI's taxonomy places the organism in Eukaryota, Fungi, Basidiomycota, Pucciniomycetes, Pucciniales, Pucciniaceae. Bases 298 to 663 code for a protein of 121 amino acids.
GCCUAUCCAGUAGACUCUUACCGGUAAAUAAUUUAUGUUUGGAGUCUCAGACUGCUCAGCUGACAGCUUCUCUACAGCAACUGUAUGGCUUAUCUGAUCAGGUCUUAUCUCCAGGAAUUUUGCAAUCUUCAGCGCGAUACAUAUCAGCCAAGUCGGAUGCCUCACAAGCCGGGUCGCCCUGAGUCGCCUGAUUGGAUGUUGCGCACUGAUCAACACUGGCACUGCAGUCUAGCGGAGAAGAGUCUUGCCGCGUGAAGCCGAUGAUCGACGUCCCCGCAGCCCGCUCGACAGCUGACCAUGAGCCUCUCGAGAGCCACACGAGACACGUCCACAACUGAGACGGGAGUCAACAACGCCGAAUAUGGUAGCACAGGCACAGCGUCGGACGAGCCGGUCUUCCAAAUCCUACCCUGGCAUAUUGAUCUAAUUGAGCCCAAAGUCAUCCGCUCGUCGGUGAUCCACAAGGCCGACAUGAAAGAGGGCAUGGUCGAGCCACGAAUCCUUGCCGAUCUCCUGUCUCCCUCGUCUAUUCUCGGCCUCAACACGGACUGCGUCUGCAAAGCGGGUUUUGACCAGUGUCUGACAAAUCGGUUUGGGCACAUCGCCUUAGGCGAAAUCAAACAACGUCGGAAUAUUUGUUCUUUGCUCGUCUGGAACCACUGACUUUGGCUGCUAUGUGAUUGUUCUUCUCAAUCCUACCUUCAGUCAAGGAAUAUUACCGGCCGGAUAAUCUCAAGAAAGAUAAAACUCGGUCAAAACAGAAGAACACAGAAAUCAGCUCUAUAGGAGCCCCCCAGCCGGCUCUGAUGUCGCCAUGAUGACAUCCCAUCCACACGACUUUCCACCACCAUAGUCUUUUUUGUAAAUAGAAUACGUACAUAUUUGGGUAUUUCUAUACUUCUCUGAAGUAAAUAAUCGGACUUAAUUGAAUUGAGGGAUAGUAUUACUU